Mugil cephalus (flathead mullet) is the source of this 3782-nucleotide messenger RNA. It is a transcript of the gene gpr83, whose product is annotated as G protein-coupled receptor 83. NCBI's taxonomy places the organism in Eukaryota, Metazoa, Chordata, Actinopteri, Mugiliformes, Mugilidae. Gene Ontology annotation, molecular function: neuropeptide Y receptor activity. The transcript is spliced from 4 exons. Gene Ontology annotation, biological process: neuropeptide signaling pathway. The record is from RefSeq and is a predicted model, not a curated record. Gene Ontology annotation, cellular component: membrane. Bases 60 to 1460 code for a protein of 466 amino acids.
CACUGCUGGUCUUAGUUCAGGAAGGAAAAGAAAAGAUAUAGAAAAGCAGGGCAGAUAAGAUGGGAGCUGUGUGUGUUUGGUUGUUGGUGGUCCUCUGGAUGAGCAGCUCUGACGGGGCAGUGGCGGGACAGACACUCAAUGACUCCUCACUUCUGUUUACGUACACGAAUCGUUUACUUAACGUGUCCAGACGAUCGGGCAACCGGAGUUCAGAUUUUUUCCUCCUGGACUUUGACGAGGGGAUGCUGGAGGACUGGCGCUCCUUGGCCAGCAAGAAGAGCAGCGGCGGGGAGUCGCAGGACGGUAGCGUCAAGGCGCUGCUUGUGGCCACGUAUUCACUGAUCAUCGUGAUAUCCCUGUUCGGGAACACCUUGGUGUGUCAUGUGGUGGUAAAAAACAAGCGCGCCCAGUCCGCCACCAACUUUUUUAUUUUGAACCUGGCGGUAGCUGAUAUCUUCAUCACGGUCCUCAAUACACCUUUUACCCUGGUACGCUUUGUGAACAGCACCUGGGUGUUUGGGAGAGUAAUGUGUCACAUCAGUCGCUUUGUACAGUACUGCUCCCUGCAUGUCUCCACACUCACACUGACUGCCAUCGCGCUGGAUCGGCGUCAGGUGAUUUUAUAUCCUUUGAGACCCCGCAUGUCUCCGGCUCAAGGAGGCGUUUGGAUCGCUGUCAUCUGGAUAAUGGCCAGCUGCUUUUCGCUCCCGCAUGCCAUCUACCAAAAGCUCCUGACAUUUGCGUACAGCAAGGAGAAGGAGCGCAGCUUGUGUGUCCCAGAUUUCCCAGAGCCGUCGGACGUCUACUGGCAGUACAUCGACCUCUUGACCUUCAUAUUGCUGUACAUGCUGCCUCUCCUCAUCAUCAGCGCCUGCUACACCACAGUGGCCCGUCGGCUUUGGCGCCACAACACCAUCGGCGACGCCACGACAGCUCAGCACGCCACCCAGAGAAGGAAGCGCAGGCGAACGCUGGCCAUGCUGCUCCUGGUGGUCGGGGUGUUCGCUGUCUGCUGGUUUCCCCUCAACUGCUACGUGGUGCUGCUGUCCAGCCAGGCCAUCCACUCCUCUAACGCGCUGUACUUCUGCUUUCACUGGCUGGCUAUGAGCUCCACGUGCUACAACCCUUUCAUCUACUGCUGCCUCAACCCCAUCUUCCGCCAGGAGCUCCGGCACCUCCUCAACAAGUGCAGGAAGAGCCGGAGGGCGGUGGUCGGGCUGGAGCCGGAGCUUCGCCCGGCGGUCGCCCCCCGUCACAGGACUGCCUGGCCAGACAACCACGAGUCCUCAAGGCCGCGGCGCGCCUCGUCACACGUGGGCCAGUCGUCCUUACAGCCGAGCUACGCCACUUCUAGUCAGUCCCACAACCUGAAGGACGCGCAUGUGCUCUUCACUGCCAGGCAGGCGCUCACAGGGAGAACGGACAUCCUCUCAGUGGAGCCCAUCGUGGCCGUGAGCUGACCGGAGACGGCGCCUACAAUCCUGUUAAAAAUCACAUGAAGUUGUUCUUUUUUAAACGAAGGGCAGUAAAAUCUCAGAGGACACAGGAUUUCAAUUGCAGCAAGAUAAAAGAAAAAGGCUUUUGUGAUGACCAUGAGUCACGUCAAAUAGCAUCUCCGUGCUUUUUUUUUCUUUUUCUAUUCUUAUGGUUCACAAGAAAAGAAAAAAAAAUCAACCUUUGAAAUACCAUUCUCACCCAGGAUGCCAAACGCAAUUGCACACACAUUAAAACCUUUCAGUUGAUUGGUGGUCACGAUAACGGAGGCAGUGACUCAGUGACUGAUUUUCUAACUGUGAGUCUUUUCAUUAAGCAGCCUUCCCGAGUCUGCACUGUUGACGAGCUCUGCUAAUAAGUUUACCUCUACAGCUUCAGUUUUCCAUUCAAGUGCAGUAUUUUUCAAUUUGUUUGUCCUUCACUGUUGUUUAUCUAGAGGACUUACAGGGUAUAUUACAUUUGGGGAAAAAAUAAUAGAUAAAUAUUACUGCAGUCAGAUUUAUCUUAUAUUUAUUUUAGUUCCACUUUAAGUGCUUCAAAGGCCACAGUGAUAAAUUCCAACACAGUGAUCUGUAAAAAUGUUUAUCAGUGGCCUUGCUAGUGUCCGCAAAGUAAGACUACGAAUGAAUGAACUGAAUGAAGGAAAAACAGUCACGAAUUGGUGGUGACACGCUUGUUAUAGAAGCUUUAAAAAGAUCUGAUUAGCACUAAAUAAUCGUGCAACCACGUGGGUGUAAUGAAUGCAUUUUUCCAAGUGCACGUUUGCACAAUGUAAGUUUAAAAACAAGGUCGGCCCUGCUGGGUGGCACGGGAAUAUAUAUAUAAGUGUUUGUUUUUCUGUGUUGGCCCUGUGAUGCAGUGGCCAUACAUCCAGGGACAUUAUGUUGAUGUCAUGUAAACAUAUGUUGUUGCGUAAUUUCAUCGAGCAUCCAUGUAAACGGUUCCUUUUUUAAGCUUUCAUCUGACAGUAAUGGAUUUCAUUUUCCCUUUUUCCAUACACGGAUUUUUUAAAUAACAAAACGAUGUCACUCGUACCUUGACAUGUUUUUGCCUUCCUCAGAAGGGUCACCGAUGGUAGGGUGACCUGGUCUUAUCAGCUGAUGUUGACCGAGGCGUGACCAUCCUGUCGAUUUGGACAGCUGUCGACGUGAUUGGACGGUCACGCUGUCCAUUAAGGAAGAGUCGUCCACACAGAAGACUCAAUGAACACCGCUAAGCAUUCGCCAUCUGAAUGUGGAUAUUGUUGUCAGACCUUUGGUCAAUCAAACAUCCAAGGCAUACAAGUAAAUAUUGGCACGUUAUUCAUGUUUUUUGUCAUUUUAAGAAUCGUCUGGUUGUGGAUUUCAGCAGUACAUUCAUAAAUGCAACCACCUUCUUUACUUCAUAUCCUCACAUGUUGAAACAAGGAGGAUUAUGCAAGCUUGAAUUUACACUUUAAUCAACAGAAGAAGAAAAAAAAAAAGGAGAAAGUCAAGUAGAAUGUACAUCCAGAAUAUUUUUACAUAUAUCUCAGGUACACUUUAACAAGUCUCUGCAGAGUAUCAAGAAUACACACACAGGACCAGAAUACAGCUAAGCAAAUAAGAGCAAUGAGCUGAAGUAACGAAUGAUCGUAUGACCAGCAUUUCAAGUUUUGCGUAUUCUAGUUUUUCAAACUUUUUCAUGUAAACUCAGGCCAGAUUAACUGCUGGCACUUUUUGUAAAUACAACAUAGAUGUGGUUACUUGACUGUGAUGUUUACACUGAGCUUACUGUACGAAAAUAAAUGAAAAUGUUUGCUGGUUACGUGUCCUCGCCGCCUUUUAAAAUACCAUCCAUAUCAUCUGCACAAACACACAAAACGUGUUAAUCAAAUAAGCAACAAUUUUGUGCCAUGUUGUCAUGGCAAUGAAGAUACAUAGAUUUAUGGGUGGUAAUGAGUGUGACAGGUUUAGUGGUGCUCUGUAAUUGUGUAUCAGUGUUAUGGAAGGGGUUGUGUAGGAAACUUUUCUCUACACAAAACAUCACAUUUACACGUUAAUUCAGUCAAAGAAUGGAUGAAAUUAAAACCAGCUAAGAAGACAAUUGUUGUUUUUAGUGUUUUUGUGGGGAAAAAAAGAAUAUUUUUGUGUAGUAAAAUGUGUGUACAUAUUCAAAUGGGUAUACUUGUAGUGUGUAAAAGAAAAAAUGUGUAUAAUGUGAUUUUUUGUUUUUCUUACCCAUGAACUCAAUGUUUGCUUUACUUUUUGGCUUACUUACUCGUGGCUUACUUGUGAGCACCUGCAAAAAUAAAACCUUUGCAACGUUAA